AUGCAAUUUCUUGGUCGUAUUUCCAUUAUUGCCGCAGCUGUUCUCUCUGCUGCGUACUCUGUAUACGCCAUCACACAGUACCGUCGUGCUUGGAAUCUCUGUCGUGGUCGUCUCAUCGUCCCCCGAUCUGUACAACUCUUUCACGUGUAUUUAUCAAGGAAUGGCUUUAUUGGGAGUUCCGCCCAUUUCCCGUUCUUACACCCAGGCAACAAAUGCGUCGCCACGGCAACGACAUCCGAUGGAAUAACAACAACAGGAAAGGAAAAAUCAGAAGCCGCAGAGGCGGUCACCCCACCACUAUCAGACACAAGAAUAGCAACAGCAGCAAUCACUUCAUCCUCCUCCCCAUCAUUAUUACCCGCAGUGGGUGGAACAAUUCAUGCGGGAGUUUCUGAAGCCCUGCGUGGACCGGGGGAACUGACCUCAUCUAUGCAACUUGCCUGGUGUCCGGUCGCCUUUGUGGAUAACACGGCAUUUGAGGCCAAUGUACGUAGUGUUGGAUUAGCCCUCCUCGCCGGUAAGAAACAAAUUCGUCUGUCGACUAUUAAUAUGCGAUGUCCAGAAUUACUCGAGCGGGCGGCGGUGCUACUCGAACGCCUCGCGCAUCCAUGUGUGGAGUAUGAUACCAUUACUCCCGAGACGCCGUUUGUUGCCGGUUUGUGUACAUCCACGGCGUUGGAAAUGCUUUGGUGGGCGAACCGCGGCUCCUUUGCAUCUCUUUUACUCAGUCGACCGUUAACAGAAGCCGUGGAUGCUGAGAUGUAUCUGGAGGCCAUGACCCUACACACACCCGGAAAAACAAAAACAAGUGGUAAUGAAAAGAAUAAAAGUGGGAGUGGUGCUGCAGUGGCGAAGGUGCGCUGCAGUGUUGUGGUGAAUGCGGUGCGACAGUUGGAGCUUUUGUGGGGAGCCGCAAAGGCGUGGAUUCGUGAUAAUAAAUAUACGAAAUUGGGAUUUGAUAACGCGGUGGAAUCACUUGAGAUAAAUGUGAUCAUUCUCGUAGAUCCAUCACUUCAACCAAUGAAUCUCUUUGAUACCCUGCAAAAGUUGAACCCUAAGUAUGAGAGAAUGGAAGAGAAAAAUACAGGAGAUACAAGUUCAUAUGGAAUUCGCACAGAACAAGAAGUUAUGGAUUUCUUCACGGAAGUGGAAAAUUUUAACACAAAGAUGAAAAAAGAAAAAUUACCCGUUGGAGUACAAUUCAUCAUUCAAGGGAUAUCCUUCGCAGAGGGUACACAUGUUGCCUGUGCAGAUGUUGGUCCUGUGGCGACAGAAGGUAUUUCCUGUUGUAUACCCGCACGGUGGUUUAUGUCGUAUCCAUUAAUGAAAUGGUAUAAAAAUCGUGCAGAGCAACACGUAAAGGCACGUCGUCGUUCUAUUCUGCGUUGGCUUGCAUAUAAGAAACAACUCUCAUUUGAUAAUUUUAUCAUCACAGGUGGUAGUAGCGCCUCUCUGGUGAAUUCUGCAAAUGAUGAUACACUUACAGAGGUGUGUAUUGGCAGUGGAUUGUUGUGUGAUCAGAGACUGGAUCGUUAUAUAGAUUCCAUUUUCACACCAGCCCUCUUCUUUGCUCUUACCACCACUCGAGUGGUGAUGUGUAAUUCACGGCGAUUAUUUUUGUGUAGUGGAUUUGGAGAAAGUCUUCCUUCUUCACAGGCGGUGUAUCCUAUGCAUCUACAGACAGUGCAUGGUAGCUUGUGUAUGCAGAUGGAUCCAGAGGUUGAGAUUGCGGUGGCCUCCAGACAAGAUGGCAAUACAGAUGAUAGUUCCAUUCUUGAUAUUGGUGUUCCCGUGGUAUUUCGCCCGCAGCGCAACAGUGUUUUGGCGGAACUUGUGGAUGUUUAUCUUCUCAUCGCAGAGGAUGGCACGGCCGUAGAAGUAUUGCCGACAUACAGAGGAGAGAGAUGGAAUGUUUGGUCAGGGCAACAUCAACAUAUUCAAAUGUAA
This is a messenger RNA of Trypanosoma theileri, 1947 nucleotides long. RefSeq names its product amino acid aldolase. The coding region runs from base 1 to 1947 and encodes 648 amino acids. The record is from RefSeq and is a predicted model, not a curated record. Lineage: Eukaryota; Euglenozoa; Kinetoplastea; Trypanosomatida; Trypanosomatidae. The transcript has a single exon.